AUCGUUCCAUAGCCUAACAUAGAUACUUUCACUUUCUUGUACUUCUGUUAUGUACAGUACUAAAGCGGAAGUGAGAUCAUGCCUUGUGUAAGUGUGAGGCUUGAUACUAGCAGAGAGGAAUUGAUGUUGUCAAAUGUUGAGUUCCUUGUCAGACAAGCGAAGCUUUUAAGUCAUUUAUUUAAUAUUGCUCUACGGACGCUAUAUGUAACGAGCUGAGGAUUGUGAAAUGUCUAAGCCGCGUGACUUGUGCAAACUAGCAUCCAUGGAUCGGAACCCAUCUCCCCCUCCUAGUGAAGAAGAUGAGAAUGGGGAUGAUGCCAUUGGAGACACUAUCUACAGUAAACACUGGGUUUUCAGCAUUCUGUCAAAACUUGUUGAGGUUGCUGUUGUUGAAGCAAAAGAAUGUGAUGGCUCAGGAGAAAAUGAGGUGUGUGAAGAGCUGGAUGAAGAGUUAGAAACAGAAAUUUGUAAAAUGUGGGACAUGUCCAUGAAUGAGGAUGUUGCAUUAUUUCUGCAGGAGUUCAAUGUUCCUGAAAUACUUUUGGGUGUUCUUGCCAAAUCAAGAAGUGCCCGUCUUACGGAGAUAUGUGUUGGAAUUCUUGGUAACAUGACAUGUUUUCAUGAGACAUGUUUGUUCAUCAGUAAAUAUGAAGAGCUAGGGGAGGUGCUGCUUCUACUUUUGGGAGACUCUGAUUCUCAAACAAUUCUUGAAACGUGCAGGUUACUGUCAACUUGCUUGUCCCAUCAGGAAGCAGCUGCUAUCUGGACUGACAGAAUUCGAAAUCAACCAUCUGUUUGUGAUAACAUUUGCUUUGUUAUGUCAAGCUCUACAAAUGCUGAUUUGCUUGUAAAAGUGGGUGAGGUGGUGGAUAAACUCUUCGAUCUAGAUGAAGAAAUGAUAUUGAUGUGGAUCAAACCUUGUGCACCUUCAGAUGCUGCUCCACCAGGUAGUACUGAAGAGAACCCAAGCACAAAACCAGAGCUUGUCCAUUCUGUACUGGAAGCAGCCAAACAACUACGAUUAGAGCACUGCUGUGAAGGACUUGAUAUCUAUAUGCAUAUUCUCCAGUUACUAACUACAGUGGAUGGAGGAAUUCAUUCAUUAGUAUUUCCACUGAAAGUAGGUCAAGCAACUUGGAGUUUGUUGUAUGACAUCAUUUGCCAUGAUCUUUGUCAACCUGAUGAUCCCUCACUCAUCAUUCAAGAACAGAAGACCAUGCUGGCCUCCAUCUUGUCUGUGUUCUCUGCUAUGUCUUCUGCACAGCUGGAGGAGGAUUACAUGAAAAUUGAUCAAAAUAUUCCUCUUGUUGGAAGUCUGAUGAGAAUAUUGCAGUUUUUGGAAGAUUGUCAGAGGACAUCACCUGAAGGUUCUGACCAGAUUCUGACAAAGAAUAGUGAGGAAUUUGAUCCAGAGGAGGACAUGAAUCUAAAAGAACUGAAGGAUAUAUGUGCAGAAUUUCUGUCCACUGUGCUAUCUAAAAUGUCUCAAGAUGAUGUUUCAGAAGCUCUUAAACAAGGAUUUUUAUCUGAGAAGACCUGUAUCACCGCAUUCCGAAAUUUACUUCCAUUGUACAUCACUUCUGUGAAGAUCUUUAUUGCUGUUCUUGAUGCUGUAGAUCAUGGUGUUGCCAGCAGUUUAGGAAAGGAAUUCCCCUCUCUGAAACCAUAAAAACAAGAGUAUGUGGCAUGAAAGCCAAGGGAAAGAGAACACAGAGGAGAAGACCUUAUUUUUUUUUUGUACUGUUAAAGGCUUCUCUGAUGAAUGCUGUUACAGAUUCACAUAGAUCUUCAAAUAUGCAGAUGAAGGCACAUCAAAGAAAUGAGUGGACAACAUAUCUUCAGAAAGAUAGCCUGAGUAUGUCACUCUUACACAAUCUUUUAAAAUAUAGUUUAAAGAUGAAAGACCGGAGGUGAUAUAGCUCGGUUGUUAAGGUGCAACACGGAACAAGUCUCAUAAUUUCAUUAUGCCUGAUGCUGUUCUGUAAAAGGAACUGAAACUAAAUGUCAGGUUCAAGGUUCUUGACAGUUGAAUAUGCAUGAUACCUGUAAACAAGAGUUGUUGACACUAUCACAGCGGAGACGUUUACUAGAAGCAGGAUUCUGCUGAAAAUUGGAUAUUACAUUGCAGCUGAUCUCUUCUGGUACCUCAGACAAAAACACAUUAAAAGAUGCUACCAUUAUCAAACAUAACGUGGUUCCUAUAUUUUCAAGAUAAUCAUCAUAGAAUUGCGAUUAUUUUGCUACCUCCUUCUUGAGUGCUUUGAUUUAUAUUUUUCUAUAUGUGUAUUAAACAUCAGUAGGCCUGUA
Messenger RNA from Protopterus annectens (West African lungfish), 2307 nucleotides. It is a transcript of the gene SAAL1, whose product is annotated as serum amyloid A like 1. Bases 227 to 1669 code for a protein of 480 amino acids. The transcript is spliced from 13 exons. NCBI's taxonomy places the organism in Eukaryota, Metazoa, Chordata, Ceratodontiformes, Protopteridae. The record is from RefSeq and is a predicted model, not a curated record.